Cylicocyclus nassatus is the source of this 372-nucleotide messenger RNA. NCBI's taxonomy places the organism in Eukaryota, Metazoa, Nematoda, Chromadorea, Rhabditida, Strongylidae. The record is from the annotation of a GenBank genome assembly.
AUGGUUUUCGUUUUGUUUUUCACUCGCGCUCUCUUGUUCUAUUCUGCUGCUACUCUCUACUUUGUUCUUCUCUUCGCUUUGCGGAUUGCGGAAUUCACCGAACAAGCCGUCGUAAAUAAUCUCCAAAAGCAACUCGGGGACACCAAAUGUUUGCAAAAGGCUACUGCUGCCAAGGAUGAUGCAACACCUGUGGCUGCUGCAGCAACGGAAAAGAUGGAAGUGGAAGAGGCACUGGAUGAGGAAAUUCUCCAUAUGGCUUCUGAAAAUCUCAAAAGCAGAACUCAUCUGCUUUAUAAUGAAAUCCGCAUAAUGAGAAGUGAGGUGCAGCGAAUCAACCACUCCGUUUCUACGUUGAAAGAGCGCAUAAAAUAA